GAGUUAAAAGUUGGUUUAGUAGGCAAAGAGUUCUCGAGAGAAGCAGAGCGUCCACCAACCAGCGCAUCAGAAGAACAUCGUCUCAACUCGCCUCUCACUUCUUCUACUCUUCUCACCUCUCGUCCCCUGACCUGAUCUGACCUCACCUGUGAUACCCCACAAGAAGAAUGGAAGUCAUCGCCAAGCCUGUCGCCCUCCACCCAUUCCACCGAGACCUGCCUGGAGAAACUCGCUCCGCGGUUCAACAUGUGGAUUUUGUGGAAGCAGCCGAGAUCGAUGAUGAUGGUGGGGCUGUGAUGACUCUUCGGUGGUUGACCGGUCGUCUGGAGACAGCUCUCCGACUGGCAAAAAAGGCCCACCUCGACUGCGGACAAGUUCUCCUCCCACCUUCGCUCCUCGUUCACAUUGCGUCUGACAUCGUGGGGAUGGCAGAAACUGAGCCAUGUGGGCUGCGGGGGGCUCUCAUAAUUCUUCACUUCCAAGGAUCUGCUCCUGCGGCCUCCAGCGAGAUUGGUCAACUUCGUGGAGACCAGCAUCUUCCACCCACUUUCCAAUUGCAUCUCACCCUCAAGGAGGAGGAAGCUCCUUGGUACGAAAAAAGACUGCCCCAAUUCAUCAGAAGCUGGACAAAGGGUCGGACCAUUGUCGUCGGAGAGGGUUACACCCUCGCGAAAAGGAAGCUCUACCGCUCCUCCUCGUCCUCCUCCUCCCACUGACAUGACCACCACCACCACCCACCAAAGCAUCACCACAACCAAAUAGCCAAUUACCCACCUUCGUUCUACUACAUGCAUACAUACCGUCAUCCUCAGCAAUACAAUAUGUAUACCACAAGCACACAAAACAAGGCGCAUCGUUUUCUGUAAAAAAAAGUCGUCCUCUAGUAUUAUAUGAAAAGAAUUAGGAAACGAAAGUCCUUGAAAAAUGUCUUCGUUCUCCGCCCCUCUUCUGGAUCUUCUGAGCGACGUGUCAUUAUUUAUAUCAAUUGUUAUUAUUAUUAUUAUACAUAUUCUCUUCUCUCCGAUCUCAUCAAUAUCAAAUUAAAUACCCCUCCCCCAAAAAAAGCUUACUUAAGGACGGUAGAAAAAUAUUAUAUAUAUAUAAAGCCAGCCACUUACUCGUCCUCUAGUCCAGAAGAGGACCAAAUAAUCCCAGUAAUCCUGUCCAGGACGGUCUCAAAAGUCACGAAAGCCAAAAAAACAUAAUUAUAUUAAUAUUAACAGUAGUUUAGCUAUUGUAAUAAUGUUUUGUAGUCUUUAACAUUUUUCUACCUGAUUAAAUUCACCUCGGUUAUUCUUAUCAAUUCAUCAUCGCAAGAAGGCUCGAGUGCAUGAAUGCAAAUUAAUCAAGCUUGUAUAGGAAAGAGAUUAGAUUCCAGUGCAUGGAAUGAAGUCGGAACGAUAUGUACCUUAAUUAAUUUCCUUAGUUCUUAUGAUCAUCAAUAUCAUCAUCAACUUGUAUGGUGUUACAUAUUACGAUAAAGAUUUUGGAAUCAACAAAACAAUUGUGUUAUUAUCUGUAUUAUAAGUGUCAUUAAAUAAUCACUGAUAACAAUGUGCAUUUAAAAUGAAACAAAGAACAAAAUAAUAAAAUAUGAAAGAUUUUCUAUGUUAUGAAACAA
Molecule: messenger RNA, 1621 nt
Organism: Folsomia candida
Lineage: Eukaryota; Metazoa; Arthropoda; Collembola; Entomobryomorpha; Isotomidae
Product: protein charybde
Exons: 4
Coding region: 168-716 (182 amino acids)
Biological process (GO): regulation of TOR signaling; apoptotic process; negative regulation of signal transduction
Cellular component (GO): cytoplasm
Source: RefSeq, a predicted model, not a curated record